CAAUACUAAAAGAAUUGCAGCCGCAUCCAGGCGCGCUGGGCCAACUGGCAAUGGCGAAGUCCGGCAGCGGCAAAGACCCUUGGGAGUACUGCCUGCGCAAGUACCUCCUCCUGCUGGCGACGCUGGUGGCCACGGUGACGUACACCGCGGCGUUCAACCCCCCGGGCGGCAUAUGGCAGGACGCCAACCCCGCCGCCAACCGCAUCGCCGGCAACCCCAUCAUCCGGGAUACCAGCUACAGCCGCUACCUGGUGUUCUUCUACAGCAACGCCACCGCGUUCGCCUCGUCGCUCGUUGUCAUCGUCCUCAUCCUCAUCCUGGCCAUCCUGCACGACAGGGGAAUUAGCAGCCCGACGCCACUGUGCAUCCUACGGGGGGUCAUGGUGCUGGACCUGCUCAGCCUCAUGGCGGCCUACGCUGCCGGGACAUUCCGUGACACGCUCACGGCCGUCUACUCCUCGGUGCUGGUGGCCGGCGUCAUCGUUUACCUCCUGAUCCACACGAUGCUGGCCUCGCGGUGCAACGAGAAGAACGACAGCGCGCCCGAGCGGCUCCGCAAGGUGCUGAUGCUGCUCGCCACGUUCGCGGUGAGCGUCACGUACCUGGCUGGGCUGAGCGCGCCGGGUGGUUUCUGGGACCACGCCGAGGGCGUGCACAGCCCCGGCGACGCGGUCCUCAAGGGAGGACCCCACGACGCACGGCUCAAGGCGUUUUUCGUCUGCAACACCACCGCGUUCGUCGCGUCCCUGCUCAUCCUCGUGAUGCUCCUGGAGAAGAAGCUGAGCUACAGCCAGAAGGUGCGGUCUUUUGAGCUCUACGGGUUCAUUGCCGUCACGCUCAUCGGCCUCGUGGCGGCGUAUGCCGCCGGCAGCUGCCGCCAGAUUGACACGACCAUCUAUGUGAGCGCUCUGAUUGGUGCCGUUCUUGCGUGCAUUUUUGUCCAAGUGGUUAUUGUUACACGUUUGAAAGAGGCCGUAGUGAAUAGCUGCUUCUGGGCAAAAGUACAAGCCUUAGUGUCUGGAUGCCUUCCAUCAGAAACACCUUCCUCCUCUUCCGCAAAUUGUAGUUUGGGGCAACAAACUCCAGGUCCCGACACAGAUAAUGCCACUGGCAGUGACGAGACGGAACAAACCCAAGGUCCGCAAACUAGUAAUGGCAAUGGCAGUGAUGAGCAGCAGCAAACUCAAGGGCCGCAAAUUAGUAAUGGCAAUGGAAGUGAUGAGCAGCAACAAACUCAAGCGCUGGAGAAGGCUCGCUCUCUUGUUCUGCUGCUCGCCACUCUCGCAGCGGCCAUCACCUACCAAGCAGGGCUGAACCCUCCGGGUGGCCUCUGGCAGGACGACGGCGACCGCUACAAGGCCGGCGACCCCAUCCUCUUGACCACGAAUCCCAGGCGGUACAAGGCGUUCUACUACUCCAACUCGGUCGCCUUCGUGGCCUCCCUGGUCGCCAUCAUCCUGGUAAGGAAGAAGACACUGCACCAGCACAACGCGCUGGAGGCGGCCAUGAUCCUCGACCUGUUCGGCCUCAUCGGCGCGUACGCCGCGGGGAGCUGCCGGGACGUGAGCACGUCCAUCUACGCCAUGGCCCUGGCAGGUGCUGCGCUGGUCUACGUGGUGAUCCAUGUCGUCUUCUUCACGCUGGACCACACGGACGGCGGCAGGGUAGGGGAUGACGAAGCUUCCCGCAUGAAGGAGAAAGAGGCAGAGGAUUUGGUGGGGAAGAGGCGCAAGCGGCUUCUCCUCUUCGCGAUCUUGGCCGUGACCAUCACCUACCAAGCCGGGCUGACGCCGCCUAGCGGCUUCCAUCCCAAGGACGAUAAACUAUCCGGGCACCGUGCUGGCGACUCCGUCCUGCUCCACAACUACCCGCCCCGUUACACGGCCUUCUUCUACUGCAACUCGGUGACCUUCAUGCUGUCCAUCGCCCUCAUCAUCCUCCUCGUGAACCCGAACCUGUACAGGCCGGCCAUUCGAAGCAACGCGCUGUCCGUUUGCACGGCGGUCGGCUUGAUUGGUAUUAUGGGCGCAUAUGCCGCCGGCAGCACGCAGCAUCUGAAGACAUCCAUCUAUAUCUUCGUGUUGGCGGCUGUCGUCCUCUCUUCUGUAGUCAUUUUGGUUGUUAUGUUUUUUAAGAACAAAGCUGAUAGCAACCAGACAGUCGAUGUCGAAAUGGAUGCGAGAGCCGAGCACAGAGGAGAGGAUUCCUCUGCUGCUCCUGAGAAAGAAGACGGCAAUGCGGGAGCCGAGCUCAAAGCAGAGGAAAAGAAGUUACAUGCCAAGCGCAAGUAUCUGAUGCUGCUGGGAAUCCUGGUGGCGAGCGUUACCUACCAGGCCGGCCUCUCACCACCGGGCGGAGUUUGGCAGGCCAACGUCGGCAAGCACGCCGCGGGCGACCCAGUCAUGCACGACAACCGGAGACCCCGGUACCUGGUCUUCUUCUACAGCAACUCCACCUCGUUCGUUGCGUCCAUCGUCGUCAUCCUCCUCCUGCUGCCGGAAUCGGUGCACAAGAACAAGUGGUGGCUCGGGGUGAUGAACACGACAAUCGUGCUGGACCUGAUUGGCCUCUUGGUCGCCUACGCCGCCGGCUCCAGCAGGUCGUGGAAGACCUCCAUUUAUGUCUCCUCACUCGUCAUCGCCGUGCUGGGAUAUUUUGCGAUCCAUGUGAUGCUGUCAUGCUUCAACAGGAGGCGUAAAAAGCCAGCGGCGGCGGCCUUCCGCCUCUCAGCGGGUGGGCAUCAGGCUUCCGUAGUUCCAGCGUGAUUCAUCAUCAGUUUUGUAAGAGGAUGGUAGAAUGUUUGUAUCGUAUUGUAUUGAAUUUUGAGGGCCGAAUAUAUAGAAUACAUAUAUAAA
Molecule: messenger RNA, 2855 nt
Organism: Phragmites australis (common reed)
Lineage: Eukaryota; Viridiplantae; Streptophyta; Magnoliopsida; Poales; Poaceae
Exons: 4
Coding region: 51-2765 (904 amino acids)
Source: RefSeq, a predicted model, not a curated record